Messenger RNA from Sordaria macrospora k-hell, 1824 nucleotides. NCBI's taxonomy places the organism in Eukaryota, Fungi, Ascomycota, Sordariomycetes, Sordariales, Sordariaceae. The record is from RefSeq and is a predicted model, not a curated record.
AUGUCGGCACAGAGAUUCCAGAGGCUGUCUCUUACCACCUCGAGUGGCCUGAGAUCCGCUCGUAUAUCCUCAUCCACUUUCACCCCGGCACUGUUAAGGCCACAUCUACGUCGCCAGGGGGUCAAAGCCAACAUCGUCAGGGCGAACUCGACCCUCGCAACCUUCAAGGUUCCUACAGUGGCCAAUGAGCUGAACGUGAGUAUGUCUGAGCCCUAUAUAACCGGCAUGUCUGACAAUAUGGGUAGCAACACUAUGCCAAAGGUUCCGAAUCGAGGCACAAGCUCACGGAAGCCUACACGGCGCUUUCUGAGAACCUCCCUGUUGAAGUUCCCAUUCAAAGCAGACACCAAGUACCAGGUGAACCCGGCCGAUCACAAGCAAAAGAUAGCCACUUAUGCCGUGGCAACUCCCGAAAUGGUCAAUUUGGCCAUCAACGCCGCCCUGAAUGCAAAGCCAGCAUGGGAAAACCUGCCCUUCGCUGACCGAGCGGCAGUCUUCCUCAAGGCAGCCGAUCUGAUCAGCACCAAGUAUCGCUACGAGUUGAUGGCCGCAACAAUGCUGGGCCAAGGCAAGAACGCUUGGCAAGCCGAGAUUGAUGCUGCCGCCGAGCUGUGCGACUUCCUCCGCUUUAACGUCCAGUAUGCGGAGCAACUAUACGCUGAGCAACCGGUACAUAACUCCCCUGGCGUCUGGAACCGCGUCGAGUACAGGCCACUGGAAGGCUUUGUCUAUGCUGUUACCCCUUUCAACUUUACUGCCAUCGCGGGCAACCUUCCUGGCGUGGCAGCACUACUGGGCAAUGUUGUGAUCUGGAAGCCGAGCGAUCACGCGAUUCUCAGCAACUACAUCCUGUACAAGGCCCUUCUCGAAGCAGGACUCCCACCCGAUGUCAUUCAGUUUGUUCCAGGCGAUCCUGAAUUGGUGACAAAGGAAGUGCUCGCGCACAAGGAGUUUGCGGCUCUUCACUACACAGGCAGCACUGCCGUAUUCCGCAAGCUCUAUGGGCAGAUUGGCGCUGGAGUUGCUGAGGGUCGGUACCGGUCAUAUCCUCGCAUUGUUGGCGAAACCGGUGGCAAAAACUUCCACCUGAUUCACAAGUCUGCCGAUCUACAAAAUGCUGUUGUCCAGACGGUCCGCGGUGCAUUCGAAUACCAGGGCCAAAAGUGCAGCGCCACUUCCCGACUGUACGUUGCCAAGUCGAUUUGGCCCGAUUUCCAGGAGCUUCUCGUCCAAGAAACGGAGAAGUUGAAGGUCGGCCCACCCCAAGACCAUGGCAACUUCAUCGGCCCUGUCAUUCAUGCCGCCUCCUUCCAAAAGCUGAGCACAGCCAUCGACGAGGGCAGGAAAGACCCAGAACUCCAGUUGAUUACGGGAGGAGAAUACGACAGCUCAACUGGCUACUACAUCAAGCCGACGAUCUUUUUGUCCAAGACGCCAGACCAUAAGCUCUUCUCGACGGAGCUAUUCGGACCCGUCUUGACAGUCUAUGUCUAUGAUGACUACGUAGAUAGCACCAACUCUAUCUAUGAUAUCAUCGACGGUGCCACGGAAUAUGGGCUGACAGGCUCAGUCUUCGCGACGGACCGGGCCGUCAUCCGCCUCGCAGAGGAGAAACUCCGCAACGCAGCAGGCAACUUUUACAUCAACUGCAAGAGCACCGGUGCUGUUGUAGGCCAGCAGCCGUUUGGUGGCAGCCGGGCGAGCGGGACAAAUGACAAGGCCGGCAGCAUCAACAUUCUAAGCCGGUUUGUCAGUAUGAGAAGUAUCAAAGAGGAGUUCAACUCUACGACGACGGUGACCUAUCCCAGCAAUGAGGUAGAAUAA